Messenger RNA from Erythranthe guttata (spotted monkey flower), 1329 nucleotides. RefSeq lists its product as uncharacterized. NCBI's taxonomy places the organism in Eukaryota, Viridiplantae, Streptophyta, Magnoliopsida, Lamiales, Phrymaceae. Gene Ontology annotation, cellular component: nucleus. Gene Ontology annotation, molecular function: RNA polymerase II cis-regulatory region sequence-specific DNA binding; DNA-binding transcription factor activity, RNA polymerase II-specific; protein dimerization activity. The record is from RefSeq and is a predicted model, not a curated record. Gene Ontology annotation, biological process: regulation of transcription by RNA polymerase II.
AGAUAUAUAAUGAAUCACGGUGGCGUGCAGAGCUCGCCGGUGCAGCAGAUGGUGGCCGCCGGCAGCCCCACCUGGUGGAGCAUCAACAACAUAAGACCCCCUCUCCACCACCACCCCUUCUCCGCCGCCCCGCCGCCGCACCACCACCACCACCAUGAUCAUCAUCAGUUCGCACCGCCCUCAUCGUGGAAUCAUGAUGAUGACGACUACGGCCUCCAUGCUGACUCGUGGAGCCAACUUCUCCUAGGAGGAUUGGUCGGGGAAGAUGAACAUAUUCAGGCGAAGAAGAUGGAGAAUUGGGAGCAACAAUUUCUGAAUAAUAAUAAUAAUCAUCAGAAUAUUUCCAAAAAUAAUGCUAUAAAGCAAGAAAAUAAUAUUAAUGUAAUGGGCACUAAUUAUAACAUAGAAGUAUUCCAAGGGGCAAAACCGUCAAACAACAAUAAUAAUUGCAGCAGCUGGUCUCAUAUUCAUCAUCAACAAAUGAAUAUUUCUGCUUCAUCUUCAAAGUCAUGUAUCACCACUGCCAACAAUCUCCUGGAUUUCUCUCCUCCAUCUGAGUGCAAUAGCACUGCAACAACAGGUGGGGCAGCAGCCAAGAAAGCUAGAAUUACUCAACCAGCUGCUUCUUCAGCACACUCUACCAUCAAGGUGAGGAAAGAAAAACUUGGUGACAGAGUUACUGCCCUCCACCAGCUAGUUUCUCCAUUUGGCAAGACUGACACAGCUUCUGUACUGUUGGAAGCUAUUGGAUACAUUAAAUUCCUACAGAACCAAAUUGAGGCCCUAAGCCAACCCUACUUGGGCAGUGGUUCUUCAAGAAACUUGGUCAGCCAACAACACCCCCCUGUUGUUCAAGGAGAGAGAAAUUGUUUAUUUCCAGAGGACCCUGGCCAGCUGCUGAAUGAAAACUGCAUCAAGAGGAAAGAAAUAUCUGAUCUGGAAUGCAACGAUGAAGAACCGAAGCAAGAUUUGAAGAGUAGGGGGCUGUGCUUGGUUCCGAUAUCUUGCACGAUCGACGUCGGGAGCGAGAUUAACGGAGCUGAUUAUUGGGCUUCAGCUUUCGGUGCUGCAAAUUUCCGAUAAAAAUUAAAAUUAAAUAUUGAAAUUAGCGGACGACUAAUUAUUUUUCAGAUGAAAAAAAAAAGAUGACAUAAUAUCAUGAGCAGUCAAUCUGCUAAAAAAAUUCCAAGGCUGACUGCUUCUGAUGCUAUGCAUUUUUAUCAGGUUUAUUAUUAUAUGUUGUUGAAUCAAUUUCGCACGUUAAUUCGAAUUCGUGAGUUGUAAUGAUGUUUAUUUUGUUUUAAGAAAUUGGAUUAUUGCGCUGAUUUU